Molecule: messenger RNA, 1554 nt
Organism: Lactuca saligna
Lineage: Eukaryota; Viridiplantae; Streptophyta; Magnoliopsida; Asterales; Asteraceae
Source: the annotation of a GenBank genome assembly
AUGCUAUUCCAAGUGAUGAAUCAAACCAAGAAGAGGAGCCACAAGAACAACAACCUUCAAAAAAACGAAAAUUUGCAACCACACAAAAACAAAGACAACCAAAAAAACCAACACAAACAAAAAAACCACCACCACCACAAAAACGAACACAAGAAAAAUACCCAACAAAACCAAAACCCAAAAACAAAAAAAAAGACUCAAAAGGAGUUAAGGGAUCGGAUUAACCCAACCAGACGAGGUGAGGGUAGAGAUAAUUGUACCGCUCCUGUUUGGAAAUACUUCAAGAUCGAAUGGAUAAAGGAGGACGAUGGAAUUGAAAGAAAGUGGGCCGAAUGUAAUUAUUGUUUACAUUUACUAGCUGCAGAUCCAAACCGGAAUGGUACAACUUCAAUAAACAAGCAUUUUAAUGGGUGCAAGUUAAAUCCAGACAACAUACCAAAACAUGUUGAUGACAAACAACAAAAGUUGUCAUUUACGAAAGCUCCUAAUGGUGAGGGUCAUGUAUACACAUGGAAACAUGAUGAUACUAGGAUCCAACUUGCCUUGAUAGGACUUUUCACCAUCGGGGAACUACCAUUUAAAUUCAUUGCAAACGAGGCAUUCAUAGAAUUUGUAAACGCCCUCAAUGGUAGGGUGAAAUUGCCUUCAAGGCAUAAAAUUUCUCGUGAUGUUGUGUCAUUCUAUUUAAUGGAGAGGCAGAAGUUGUACAAACCGAGCAACCCCAAAACAGCCAUCCACUUGACAACCGACACGUGGACAUCCUCGUGUCAAAAGAUAAAUUGUAUGGUUGUCACGGCUCACUUCAUUACCAAAGAUUUUGUCAUGCACAAAAGGGUAGUCAACUUUAGAGAGGUUGAUACUCACAAAGCUGAAGAGAUGGCCCGGGAGUUGCUACUUUGCAUAAACGAGUGGGGGAUGAAGCAUGUCAUGACGAUGACCGUUGAUAAUGCCAAGACAAAUGACGCGGCAAUCAACAUCAUUGUGAAAGAACUACCGGGUAUUUACGAGAAUGACAAACAUUUUCACAUUAGGUGUAUGGCUCAUAUCAUAAACCUAGUUGUGAAAAUAGGGUUAAAACACGAAGUUUAUCAUGUAAAAAACCUACAAGAUGCGGUGAAAUACAUUAGAGCCUCCCCGCAACGGAUCAAGACGUUUAAACAAGCCAUGAAGGAUGCGGCUGUAGAAAGUCAAAGGUUUUUGUGUGGUGAAAGUCCAACAAGGUGGAACUCUACCUUUGAAUUGCUAAGACCAGCGUACGAUGUGAAAGACACAUUUCUCGAAUAUAGCCAUCAAGAUCCAAUGUUUCAGAAAACUGUGGGAAGGGUACCAUCACAUUCAGAUUUUGAGAUGAUUAAAAAGAUGAUGGAGUUCCUUGAGAAGUUUAAAAAGAAAACUGAAAAAGUUUCGUGUUCAACAAAGCCUAUCUUCCAUACGUAUACCCGGGAGAUCCUAGAUAUAGACCAACAUCUUAGGAAACAUGAAACCAACCCGGAUUUUAUGUUUAUGGUACCGGAUAUGAAAGAUAAAUAUGACAAAUAUUGGGGGAUACUAUAA